Aplosporella prunicola CBS 121167 is the source of this 684-nucleotide messenger RNA. RefSeq lists its product as uncharacterized. The transcript has 2 exons. Lineage: Eukaryota; Fungi; Ascomycota; Dothideomycetes; Botryosphaeriales; Aplosporellaceae. The record is from RefSeq and is a predicted model, not a curated record. Bases 1 to 684 code for a protein of 227 amino acids. Gene Ontology annotation, biological process: protein transport; late endosome to vacuole transport; endosome transport via multivesicular body sorting pathway. Gene Ontology annotation, cellular component: multivesicular body; ESCRT III complex.
AUGGAGACCAUCAAGUCGUUCCUCUGGAAGCCCGACCCCGAAACCCAAAAACGCAAAUGCAACGCCCUGGUGCGGUCCAACGUGCGCAAGCUCGACCGGGACAUAGUGCAGCUGAAGCAAGCCGAGCAAAAAACGAAGACGUACAUACUGCAAGCGUCGCGGCGGGCGCAGCGCAACCCGGCCAUGGCGAAGCAAGCAGCCCAGGACACGCGCGUGUUUGCGCGCGAGCUGAUCCGCGUGCGCAAGCAGAACGCGCGCCUCCAGACCAGCAAGGCGCAGCUGCAGAGCGUGCAGAUGCAGGUCAACGAGGCCUUUUCCGUGCGCAAGAUCGAGGGCAGCAUCCGCGCUAGCACGGGCAUCAUGAAGGACGUCAACACCCUGGUGCGCCUGCCCGAACUCACCGGCACCAUGCGCGAACUUAGCCAGGAGCUCAUGAAGGCCGGAAUUAUCGAGGAGAUGGUCGGCGACUCGCUGCCUGAUAGCGAGCUGCUUGAGGAUGAGGACGACGAGGCCGAAACCGAGGUCGACAAGGUCCUGAGCGAAGUACUCAAGGAUAAGCUGGCCCCUGCGACUGUUGCACCCCAGCCAGAGCUCGAGGUCCCUUCGCAGCCCGUCGAGGAAGAGGAAGACCAGGAGGAGAUGCUCAGCCAGAUGCGGGGCAGGCUCGAGGCCUUGAAGAGCUGA